Molecule: messenger RNA, 246 nt
Organism: Anisakis simplex (herring worm)
Lineage: Eukaryota; Metazoa; Nematoda; Chromadorea; Rhabditida; Anisakidae
Source: the annotation of a GenBank genome assembly
CCAGACGAACAAGCUUCGCUAAGGCCACAUCAGGACGCAUCCACAUACAGUAUCGAUGUGGCGCUGAAUCGUCGCGGUGUAGACUACCAAGGUGGUGGUGUUCGCUAUAUACGGUACAAUUGCACCGUCGAUGCAGACCGAGUUGGGUACUCGAUGCUAUUUCCGGGUCGUUUGACACAUCUGCACGAAGGACUGCCAACCACUGAAGGAACUCGCUACAUUGCAGUUUCAUUCUUGAAUCCAUAA